Coregonus clupeaformis (lake whitefish) is the source of this 2759-nucleotide messenger RNA. Its product is annotated as claudin-14-like. Bases 1244 to 1981 code for a protein of 245 amino acids. Gene Ontology annotation, biological process: bicellular tight junction assembly; cell adhesion. The transcript has 5 exons. NCBI's taxonomy places the organism in Eukaryota, Metazoa, Chordata, Actinopteri, Salmoniformes, Salmonidae. The record is from RefSeq and is a predicted model, not a curated record. Gene Ontology annotation, molecular function: structural molecule activity. Gene Ontology annotation, cellular component: bicellular tight junction; plasma membrane.
CUGACACAGGGCAGGAUGGGCUGCUCUAGGCUGCUAGAAAGGCUACUGCUAGGCUACUGUAUGGAGGAAUGACAGCCAGAUUGGGAAUGUAGCCUUGUGUGCCUGUCUUCUAUAGCCUCAGUAGACACAAGUUUAGUGAACGGGACUAAGAAUAUAGUGGCAGAUUGUCUAUCACUGACCAGAUCAAGAGCAACCAGCAGAUUUGGACGAGCUCACACCACAUGAUCCCCAUGUUGACUGGUAAGGAGGAGGAGGACCAUGCAGUGGGAUGAUGCCCUCCCUCUUCCCCUGGGGCAGGAACUAUGUUUGCAUUGAACCCUGAUAGAGCUGAUGUCGAGCUACACCAUACCGAGCCACACUGCGUCACAUUACUGACAGACGGUUGUCACCUCCCUGACAAGACAAUAAGAACACACACAUACCCAUACACUGCCCCCACUUGGACACGGAAGCAGAGGCGACACUGGUGAUAGAGGGAAAGAGAGAGCGAGAGAGAGCAAGCAGACAGAGAGCUGGUCUGGGCUGUGGCGUGCAUCAUUGACAAGCCUUUUAACUAUAGAGAGGCAGAUAAAUGCUUUGUAUCAUGGGUCUGUGAGUCUGCAUAGAACACACAAACAUAGACUGCCAGCCGCUACCCGCCUCCUGCAGCAGUGGACAGCACCCGGCUGGAUAUGUAUGUCCAGGGGCAGCGGGACAGUCACAGUCACAGAGAGACUAGCUAGCUGAGCCCAGAGGACCACAAUCAACAGGUGGAGCUGAACGAAUAAGCUAUUAGUCACAGGCUCAGCCAACGAGACCAGGGACAGAAGCAUCAGUAGAAGGCCCUGUUAGUGAGAGCUCUAGAGAGCAUACAGAAGCCACAGCCAUUGUUUAAAACAACUCCAGAGACAACAACUGAAGCCUUGCCCCAGAGACUGAAGUCACUGCAUAGAGCUCCGGAGACAACACUGAAGCCAGCGAAACCACAACCCCUGAGCCCCAAAGAGACCACCACUGCGGGAUGGCUUCAACACUGUGACUGACUCUAGACCCACUGUAGUUCCAACUGUACAGCUGGGAACCAGAGCUAAAGGAGAAUAAUAGGAUACUAAACUCACGUCUCAAAGGGAUUCUUGUGUGUUUGUCUGUGUGGCUGUGUGUGUGGUUCUGUGUGCGUUGUUUUUCAUGUGUAGCUGUGCAGUGUGUGAGCUAUUAUUGUGUUAAGAUCUGUGUGUGUAGUUCUCUAUCAGCAGAUGUUGCAGAAAUGGCCAGCAUGGUGGUCCAGCUCCUGGGCUUCUUCCUGUGUCUGUUGGGGCUUGUGGCUAGUGUAGUUGCUACGGUGCUCCCCGACUGGCGGCGGACUGCAUAUGUGGGCUAUAACAUCAUCACAGCCACUGCCUACAUGAAGGGGCUCUGGAUGGAGUGUGUGUGGCACAACACAGGCAUCUACCAGUGUGAAGUACACCGCUCAAUGCUGGCUCUGCCACCUGACUUGCAGGCAGCGCGGGCGUUGAUGGUGCUAUCCUGUCUGACCUCCACCCUGGCAGCCCUGGUGUCCUCUGCAGGGAUGAAGUGUACCCGCUGUGCCCGAAGCUCCCCCACCAAGCACGCCCUGGCCAUCAGCGGAGGGGUCUGCUUCCUGUCCGCAGGCAUGCUCUGCCUUAUCACUGUCUGCUGGACAACCAACGAUGUCAUCCUCGACUUCUACAACCCCAUCCUACCUGAAGGUAUGAAGUAUGAGAUUGGCAUGGCUGUGUAUUUGGGCUAUGUCUCAGCCUGUCUGAGUCUGAUGGGAGGGGCGGUGCUCUGUUGGAACUGUGAGGGGCGGCCCAGGAACCCCCUCCAUCUACCUCGUCAUCAACACCCUCCUCCUCCCCCUGUCUUCAGUACUUUAAACACCCCAGCACCCCCCUACUAUCCCCCUGCCGCACUGAAUGGCAACCGCACUCCCUCACGCACCUCAGCAUCCAGCAGUGGCUACAGACUCAACGACUACGUCUGAGGGAUGGAGUGAACACUCAAUUAUUGCUUUCUAGAAGUGGAAGUGGACACACUUAAUGAUUAUGUUUGAAUGUGGAAUAUAAUACAGACUGAUUGACUACGUCUAAGGGAGGUUCAAACUCAAUGACUACAAAAUAAAGACUCAAGUUACUUUUAAGUGAGGAAGUACACACUCAAUGACUUUCCAGAUGACCUCCAGAGAGUGAGUGAGGUUGAGUGUGGUUUACAGUAUUGAUGUUGUUCAGAUUGUGUCCUUCCUCUCUAGGGCUUCUCCGAGGUAAAGCCCACAAGGUAAUCCUGUCCUCUUUAUCCUGUUGACUUUGUAUGUUUACCCUAAGAAUCGAGAAACACCCUUUUGAACAUCAACAGCCUUAUUCCCUGAUACAAAAUGAGCUUCCUUCAUAAAGGCCUUUAGGACAAUGAUAGCAUGUAUGAUAAUGAUAAGCCAUAUAGUUUUCUUUCAAAUGUAUUAUUAUUAUUGGUUCCAGUUUCAUAGCUCAUAACUUCAUGGCUGUUAGAUGAACACAAAUAUAUUUUUAACUGCACCAAUUGUUGUGAAGCACUUCCUGUCUUCUCUAUUAUUUAAUAUAUGUAAACUGCUUUAUACUUCUACUGUUAUUUUAAAAUGCAAAGUCACCAUGUUCCAACAGACUACGUUUGAGCUUGAGUGUGGUGGUAGGAUAGGCUACUACUAACUACACUGAACAAAAAUAUAAAUGCAAAGAUUUUACUGAGUUACAGUUCAUAUAAGGAAAUCAGUAAAUUGAAAUAAAUUCAUU